AAGACGGAUGAAUGAUGAAUCACUUCAUGUUUAUGGCAGUACUACUCCCCCUGAGGACUUGCUACACUACAUACUCACAGCAAGAAUCCACUGUGUUUCCAAUUACGUACCUUAAGAUUUCCAAGGAUUUGGCUCUUCAGCGGCUGCUGGUGGAAUGGGAUGUUGGCAAGUCAGCGCAUGAUGCUGAGCUGGCAAUGUCUUUUGAAAUACAAGUCCGUCGAACAGAUGAAACUACUACUGUGUGGACAGAGUUUCAUAACAUCACACUUGAUAAAUCAGGAAAGCCUCUUCAAUGGAUAUGGGAUUCAGACUUACCUUUGGAGUGUAUGUCACACUCGGUGAGAAUCAGGAGCAAAGCAGAAGCGUCAAAAAUCUGGAGUCAGUGGAGUCUGUGGGAGACUGUCCUGGGCCUGGACACUUCAAAUAACAGUGAACUGCAAAUCUUUCCAAAUGAAAAAAUUGUAGAGGAAGGCUCUGACAUCACUUUUUGCUGCAUUGGAAGGAAAGGUCAAAUAAUUAAGGAAUUCUUUGUAGUCCCAGCUGUUGAUGUUUUCAAUCACACAAACAAUCAAGUCGAACUUCUCACUGUGAAAAAUGUGGCACAUCAAGAAGUGCCUCACAUCACUGUCUAUUGUCAAGAGUCUUGCAAUGAAGACCACUGCUAUGAUCAUGCAGUUUUAUUUGUGGGUAAACCACCUGAUACACCUAAUGAUUUUUCCUGCCACACGCAAGACAUGAGAAUAGUAACAUGUACUUGGAGCCAAGGAGGAGACACCUAUCUUUAUGGACGUCAUUCACCAAAGUACACCUUGUCUGAUGA
Messenger RNA from Cariama cristata (Red-legged seriema), 820 nucleotides. RefSeq names its product oncostatin-M-specific receptor subunit beta-like. Gene Ontology annotation, molecular function: protein binding. The record is from RefSeq and is a predicted model, not a curated record. The transcript is spliced from 5 exons. NCBI's taxonomy places the organism in Eukaryota, Metazoa, Chordata, Aves, Cariamiformes, Cariamidae. The annotation marks the transcript as partial.